Messenger RNA from Ornithodoros turicata, 1850 nucleotides. It is a transcript of the gene Syt4, whose product is annotated as synaptotagmin-4-like. The transcript has 7 exons. Lineage: Eukaryota; Metazoa; Arthropoda; Arachnida; Ixodida; Argasidae. Gene Ontology annotation, cellular component: axon; synapse; exocytic vesicle. Gene Ontology annotation, biological process: regulation of dopamine secretion; regulation of calcium ion-dependent exocytosis; vesicle fusion. The coding region runs from base 157 to 1488 and encodes 443 amino acids. The record is from RefSeq and is a predicted model, not a curated record. Gene Ontology annotation, molecular function: SNARE binding; calcium ion binding; phosphatidylserine binding.
UAAGGCAUUUUUGUAUGUAUGCUGGUCGCCAUGAUGGGGUCCCUUCCACUGUGAUUCAUCGAUGUGCACACCGUUUCUGUUUUAGAGAAGGAGUGACAGUGUUCGAACAUCAUCCGUGACAUUCUUUUGCGUUUGUGGAGUUGAGCGUGAUUCGAGAUGAAAUUGCGGGUCGGCUCUCAACCUUUUCAACAUGGAGAUGGACCUGAGAUCAAAGCUGUUGAAGCAGCCAGCAGCCAGGCUCUCGUGGGCAUCUGCGUCGGCAGCGCCCUCCUGGUGGUCACACUUGCGGCCGUAUCGUGCGUCUGCUACAAGCGCCGUAGUGCUGUCAAGCUUCAGCAGUCUCUGCGCAAGUCCUCCGACAAGAACGUCCCGCUGAGAAGGCCGACGGCAGUGAGGUCACCGAGCAGCGGACCUGCAGGCCCCAUUCUCAAGAAAUCACCCAGUCCGACCGGAGGACGAUCACCACCUGGCCAGAAGACACCUCCUGGACAAAUCAUAGGCAGUAAGACGCCUCCACUCGCUCAACCGUCGACGAAGGAGAGUCGUUCGGUGACCAAGUACCAUGUCGAGAACGAGAAGGAGAAGAAAGCUGUCACUCCAACCAAGGAAGAGGUAACAGAAUCGAAGGAGAAAGAGGUGACGGAGGAGAAGCCGACCCAACUGGGUAAACUUCACUUCCGCCUACGGUACAACUUGGAAAAGCACGCUCUCCUCGUGACCAUUGUUCGUUGCUCGGACCUUCCCGCCCGGGACCCCAACUCUGGUUCAUCCGACCCUUACGUCAAACUGCAACUUCUGCCUGAGAAGCAACACAAGGUGAAGACUCGCGUGCUUAGGCGGACCUUGAACCCGGUUUACGACGAAGACUUCACCUUCUACGGCAUUAAUCCCAAUCAGCUGCAGGCGACCACUCUGCACUUUGUGGUGCUCAGUUUCGACCGCUACUCGCGCGAUGACGUCAUCGGCGAAGUCAUCUGCUCCAUGUCUGGUGUUGACACGGAGCACUUGGACAAGACCAUCUCUCUCACUAGGGACAUUGCUCCCAGGCACUUCAAGAUCCGGGCUCAAGGCCGUGGUGAGCUACUGGUGUCUCUCUGCCACCAGCCAGCUGCCAAUCGGCUCACUGCUGUCGUUCUGAAAGCGAGAAACUUGCCCAAGGUCGACAUCACUGGACUUUGUGACCCGUACGUGAAGAUAUACCUCCUGUACAACAACCAGCGCAUCGCGAAGAAGAAAACACACAUCAAAAAGCGCACCAUCAACCCGGUUUUCAACGAAUCCUUCGUGUUCGAAGUCCCUUACAACGAGGGUCUCGACAACCUCAGCCUCGAAUUCCUCGUCCUCGACUGGGACAGAGUGACCAAAAACGAAGUGGUCGGCCGAUUGGAGCUCGGUCCGCACGGGUCACCCGCGGCGCAGCAACAUUGGGCAGAAGUUUGUAGCUCGCCCAGGCGACAGAUCGCCGAAUGGCACAAGCUUAGGGAGUGAGUGUGUGUACCGUAUUAUUCGGGAAAAUGAGGAUGUUUUAUUUUCUUGGUCUGUUGUUGGGUGCAAAGGAGGAAAAGGUUUCGUGUUUUUUUUUUUUUCUUUUCUGUUUCCUACUGAUGAAAGCGUGUGUGCUCUCACGGGGUGAGGGGUUUAGUUGUGAAUCAGCGCCAAGUGUUGUGAUGGACAGGGGAUUGUCAGUAUUCGAUUAUUUCCUCCAAUGGUCGUUAUCAGCGUUCCGCUACAUCAAGGACAUCGAGAUAAAGGUAGACAAACUUAUUUUCUAGGAUUAUAUCUCAAACGUCGCCGUAUCAGGACCUGACAGCUGUUUCGGCCUUAUUGGGCCAUUGUCAGCAAUGUGCAUG